CCCCCUCCCGCUCUCACCCGGGGCUGCGGGGCUCCGAAGCCAGGAAACCCAAGAGGAAAUGACUGCGCCCGUCUGGGUCCCCGCCCGCCGCGCUCUCCUGGCCACACCCUCGCCCGGACGCUGCUCCUGCUGCCCUGGCCCCUUGCGGCCGCGGCUCGGCUCGCGGUCCCGGCUCUGAUAUGUUGCCCUCCAGUCGCCUGUGUCUCCUCACCAUCAUUGGCCUGAUCAUGCCCAUCAGAGGACAGAGGUUGGUCACCUCCCUUCGUACGGUGGACCCAACUACUGUGAACACUCACGUUCUAACAGAAGAUCCAGAUGCAGCCCACCUAGAAGGCCAUUCUACCCCUCUGACGUCCACCUGGCUUGCUGAUGUCAAGGAAACAGAGACACAGAGCAACCUUGCUGAGACCACACAGCAAGUUGGGCACACAGCUGAGCUGGAGACCAAGACCCAGCAACCGUCUGGAACAGAUGCUUUUUUUCUGGUGACAGAUCCAGGGCCACAGAUCAGUAGCAAGGAAGCCACUCACUCUGCUCGUCUCAAUGAAGGCACCACGGCCCUCUACCACAGAUCAACACCAGACAGACGCGUCAGGAGGAACGACACGCUCAGACAGACUGGUCCAGAUAAGGACCCCUUCUACUACGAUGUGGACACUCUCCGGAAACGAGGGCUGCUGGUGGCAGCUGUGCUCUUCAUCACAGGGAUUGUCAUCCUUACCAGCGGCAAGUGUAGGCAGGUGUCCCGAUGGUGCCGGAAGCCUGGCAGGGCCUACAGCGUGGUCAAUACCAGAAGCCACGACAGGGAAGAUGCAGCUGGAUGCAGCCAUCCCUGAGCGGACAGCCAAGUCCCACCCUCUCCAGCCUGCCUGCCUCUGAGGGCUGCCGGCUCCCUGGCCCUGUUCUGACCAGAAGUAAAGUGCUUUGCCAUCUUU
Molecule: messenger RNA, 935 nt
Organism: Cavia porcellus (domestic guinea pig)
Lineage: Eukaryota; Metazoa; Chordata; Mammalia; Rodentia; Caviidae
Gene: Fxyd5
Product: FXYD domain containing ion transport regulator 5
Exons: 10
Coding region: 180-836 (218 amino acids)
Biological process (GO): regulation of sodium ion transmembrane transporter activity
Cellular component (GO): membrane
Molecular function (GO): sodium channel regulator activity
Source: RefSeq, a predicted model, not a curated record